This is a messenger RNA of Strongylocentrotus purpuratus (purple sea urchin), 1565 nucleotides long. Its product is annotated as retinal-specific phospholipid-transporting ATPase ABCA4. Bases 309 to 1565 code for a protein of 418 amino acids. The transcript is spliced from 10 exons. Lineage: Eukaryota; Metazoa; Echinodermata; Echinoidea; Camarodonta; Strongylocentrotidae. The record is from RefSeq and is a predicted model, not a curated record.
UUACUCUAGAUCAAGUGGCCCAACGGAGUAGAGAGUGAGGGUCUUUUUCCAUCAGGUUUCAGUAGCCAAGCGGAGUGCGACCAAGUAUACACUGCUCAGUACCGGGCGCCGCUUUUAAUGUAAUCGAUGAUUAAAAGUCGUAUUGCAUAGGACGGUGUUUUAUAGUGUGUUCUCAGUUGGUUCCUGAAUAUUAUUGGGGGAAAUUACCCUGGAUUUACGUUUGUAUCUUGCAUUGAAGAACCACAAAGACAACCGAGGUUCACAAACCAGCAGAGCAGGGAGAAUAACUCCCACCUCUCCCUUCAGUCAUGGGUGUAUUCGCUCAAGUAGGACUGCUUCUCUGGAAGAAUGCUAAACUCAAGAUCCGAAGCCCGCUUCUGACGGUCACGACUCUUCUCUGGCCGAUCGUGAUCUUCGUCAUAAUCGCCGUCAUACGAGACAAACUACCACCCGUACCCUCUAGAGAAUGUCAUUUCAAGCCACACGCCCUACCCAGUGUGGGCACAGUGGACUUCCUGCAGUCAAUGAUGUGUGAUCUAGAAACAAAAUGUGCGAGCGCUGAUGAAGUACCGAAGUCAAAUGAACCGCCGACAUACGGAGCAAGUAUCGGUGCGUUGCUCGACGACGUGGAGCCUUUGUUUUCAGAGGAGUCGUCUAUUGUCGACGAUCUGGAGUCACUCUCCGAGACCCUUGGCCCGUUGAUUAAUCUCACACAAGCAUUGGAGGAAACAUUCAACAAGAUCAGCGAACAAAACUUUGGUCUUGGGGAUUUCUUUACGAAUCGUACCAAGUUGAAAGAAGAUUUAUACAAGACCUUUGAAGGUGCAGAGGCUGACUUGAUCGAGGCGAUGCUGGGAGCAAGAAUCAACGUCCUGGAGCUUCUUGAUGUGAUCGGUUACUCCGACUCAAGCAGCUUGGUGUGUAACGCCACAGCCCUGCAGACCUAUGUCAUCUUCCCUCCAAACACAAACGUUGACAAUAUCGCCAGUGCUCUCUGCAAUCUGAAGAGAAAAGAUAUCGAGAACAUCAUCAAUAUCAUCCUGCAAGAACUCGAUGUACAUUACAUUGCUGAUGAGGUGACAGCGUUUCUUCGUGCAUUGGAUCCCUACGGACUGGACAACUUCACCCGGGAUGUGCUGGAGAUCAGAAACCAGUUGGAAAACAUCACAGGUCUGGGAGACUUCGUGGAUGUUCUGCCCCAAGUCUUACAACUUACCGGGCUGGUCCCCGAUAUACAGAGAUUCUUGGAGGCGAUACAAGAAGUCAAUAUUGAGGAGACUCUCUAUGUGUUACGAAGAAUUAUUGCUAGUAUCGAUUGGGAAGGCUCUCCACCAUGGUGGUCAGAUGUCCAGGAUAUCUUAUUCCGCAUCACCGACAUCGUUUCAUCCGCCUUUGAUAUGAUUCUUGAUAACCAAUAUGAAGAUGUGACCUUUAAGGAUAUCUUCAGUGAUGGGAAGGUGAUAGAAAAUGUCCUGAAGGUGUUCAACGUGAGCAGGGAUUCUCUCGCAGGACUUCUUAACAGUACCAUCAACUACGACACAGUAAGAAUCUGUAUUCAGCUGUAA